CCACACCGACCCUCAAGACUUUUCGACAACUUUCGCUCGACACCAAUGGCCCGAACCAAGCAAACCGCCCGCAAAUCUACCGGAGGAAAGGCUCCCCGUAAGCAACUCGCUACCAAGGCUGCUCGCAAGACUGCCCAGACUGCCACUGGUGGUGUCAAGAAGCCCCAUCGUUUCCGCCCUGGAACUGUCGCCCUUCGUGAAAUCCGAAGGUACCAGAAGUCGACCGAGCUUUUGAUCAGGAAGCUUCCCUUCCAGAGGUUGGUCCGUGAGAUCGCUCAGGACUUCAAGACCGAUCUCCGAUUCCAGUCAUCCGCCGUCAUGGCCCUCCAGGAAGCAGCUGAGGCUUACCUCGUCUCCCUCUUCGAAGACACCAACUUGGCCGCUAUCCACGCUAAGCGUGUCACCAUUCAACCCAAGGAUCUUGCCCUUGCCCGCCGUCUCCGUGGCGAGAGGUCCUAAGCGGCUUUUCCCCUUCCCUUGUAUCACACACAGGCUGUUGUAAUCACGGUCCCCGUUGGCAUUUCCUCUACGCUUCAUCUGUGUCUUCAUUCACGACGUUUAUGCCACCGUCCAAUGACCGAUUGCUAAUAAACCUCUUUAUAUGACUUCCUGUACCUCUAUUGGUCUCUAUUGUACUGUACUUUUAAGAUUUUGUUUGUCUUGUUAUCUAUCGUGCUGCCUGCUGCAGACGCUGUUCU
This is a messenger RNA of Coprinopsis cinerea okayama7#130, 698 nucleotides long. Its product is annotated as histone 3. The record is from RefSeq and is a predicted model, not a curated record. NCBI's taxonomy places the organism in Eukaryota, Fungi, Basidiomycota, Agaricomycetes, Agaricales, Psathyrellaceae. The coding region runs from base 46 to 459 and encodes 137 amino acids. Gene Ontology annotation, cellular component: nucleosome. Gene Ontology annotation, molecular function: structural constituent of chromatin; protein heterodimerization activity; DNA binding. The transcript is spliced from 7 exons.